Molecule: messenger RNA, 1393 nt
Organism: Python bivittatus (Burmese python)
Lineage: Eukaryota; Metazoa; Chordata; Lepidosauria; Squamata; Pythonidae
Source: RefSeq, a predicted model, not a curated record
AAUUAGUUCUCUGAACAGUUCUUCUUCUUAGGAAAUUCUUCCUGAUACCCCACCAACAUCUACAUUCUUUAUAUGGGGUCUGCAAUCUUAGUUUGAUUUCACAGAAAAAGGUGUAGCUCCAGUGACAAAAGACUUGCAAUAUUUUCCUUCUAAAGUCCACCUGUGCAGACUGCACAAGCAUGCCUGUCUUCUGAGAAAGGAUGGGAAAUUGAGUUAAUUAUUGAACAUUUCAACACUGAUUGAAAAUGGAACCUCAUCAACAGGAUAAGUUCAGAUUGCCUUGUCAAAACUGACCAAUAAGCCAAUCAGUUUUUUUUUUAAGUCAGUUAUUAGCUGUACAAAGGAUUACACUACUUUCAUCUGUCCUCCACCCUCAUUUUUAUUGAUUUAAAAAAAACAACCCAACUUUAGUGACUUCAGCGUUUCCCAAAUGUUCUACCUUUAUGCCCAUCCAAUAAUAAUAGCCAUUUGGGCCUGACGAUCUGCAGUUGUUCCGUUUCUCCAGAAGAUGUCUCCUCCUUCCGCCCCACUUCCAAGUGGGAAUUGUAACUUCCCCCUCCCCACCUAAACUCCCCUUUGCACACUCAGCUUUUCCCCUGCUCCACCCCCUCAUCUAUUUCAAGCUAGCCCAGAAGCCCAGCUGCUCCUGCUCAAUCUCCCUGGCUCCCUGCAACCCCGCCAGCCUCUUCCAGUCUUUUCUCACCUUCUAGCCCUGAGACCUUCCAACAUGACUUGUCCCAUCUUUUUGGAUGGAGAAAAUUGUAAGCCUUCUUGGAAGGAAGCCAAUGCGGGUUUCGACCCAGAAGACACUCGCCUGGAAAUCCUGGGGAAGCCGGUGAUGGAGCGCUGGGAAGCCCCCUACAUGCACGGCCUGGCCACUGUGGCUGCCUCCCAAGGAGGCCGGGUGCUGGAGGUUGGCUUUGGCAUGGCCAUUGCUGCCAGUAAAAUUGAAGAGCUUGACAUCGAGGAGCACUGGAUCAUCGAGUGCAACGAGGGAGUCUUCCAGAGGCUGCAGGAAUGGGCGGAAAGGCAGCCUCACAAGGUUGGGGCAAAGGGGCCUGGCGGGUGAGGGCACAAAUGCCCAGGAGGGAAGCAAUCACAUCCCAUGUGCUAUGACGUCAUUGGGCAAAUCAUGCGGACAACAUCAUGUGCAUCAUUUUUAGGGUUCCAGCAUGACACACGAUGGGGAAGGGGGAGCAGCAGGCCCACGAGCAAUGAAUGGGGAUGGGAAGUGAUGUAACCAGUUCCAUAAAGUGGUUCGAAACUGGGCAGUGUGAACAGACGGAGGCUGUAUUGGUCUGCGGAAGUGACCUUGGGAGACCGGAGGGAGAGCCGCGGACUAGGGAAUCGGCGUAUAAAAGGUGUCUCAGCUCACAGAAGGAAAAGGGGGGUG